Molecule: messenger RNA, 22932 nt
Organism: Catharus ustulatus (Swainson's thrush)
Lineage: Eukaryota; Metazoa; Chordata; Aves; Passeriformes; Turdidae
Product: mucin-5AC-like
Cellular component (GO): extracellular matrix
Molecular function (GO): protein binding
Source: RefSeq, a predicted model, not a curated record
AUGAGACACAGAAACAAGUUACGGGAGGAAGUUGUGGAUGCCCCAUCACUGGCAGUGUUCAAAGUCAGUGCUCCUAAUUCUACUUACAGCCAUAGUUCUUCUGUUAUGUGCCUGUAUGUUUGUAGAGAACCAAAAAGAUCUGAUGCUGACAGUUUUCUCAGAAGAAAGAAAAUUCUUACUGCUUAUUUUGAAUCCACAGCUGGCAACCCCUCUCACAAUGGCCGUGUGUGCAGCACAUGGGGGAACUUCCACUUCAAGACCUUUGAUGGGGACAUUUUUUACUUCCCUGGGGUCUGCAAUUACAUCUUUGCCUCCAACUGCAAGUCUUCCUAUGAGGACUUCAACAUCCAGAUUAGGCGUGCAAUGGUGGAAAAUGCUACUGUGAUCACUCAUGUCAUCAUGAAGCUGGAAGGAGUGGUGAUCGAACUGACCCCCAGCUCUGUCCUGCUCGACAACAAAUUGGUCCAGAUGCCCUACAGCCAUAUGGGAGUCUUGAUAGAGAGAAGUAACAACUAUUUGAAAGUUUCUGCCAAGUUGGGACUGACCUUUCUUUGGAAUGGACAAGAUGCCCUCUUGGUGGAACUAGAUAAGAAAUAUGCCAAUCAAACUUGUGGACUUUGUGGGGACUUCAAUGGAAUUCCACUCAGCAAUGAAUUUAUUUCAGGGAAGACAAAACUGACUCCCAUACAGUUUGGUAAUAGGCAGAAGAUGGAUGGACCCACAGAGCAGUGUGAUGAUCCUAUUCCUCCUACUUCUCUGAUGAACUGCUCAAGAGAAUUUGCUUCUAUCUGUGAGACAGUAUUAACCAGCAAAGCCUUUACAAGUUGCAAUAUGCUUGUGAAUGUCCAGGACUACAUUGAAACUUGCAUACAAGACCUGUGCCACUGUGACAGCUCUAUGGCUGACUUCUGCAUGUGCAACACCUUUGCUGAGUACUCCCGGCAGUGUGCUCAUGCAGGUGGACAGCCCCUGAACUGGAGAACCUCAGACCUGUGCCCCAAAUCAUGUCCGUUCAACAUGCAAUACCAGGAGUGUGGCUCUCCCUGCUCUGACACGUGCAGCAACCCAGAACGAUCUGCACUUUGUGAAGAUCACUGUACAGAUGGCUGCGUCUGUCCUCCAGGAAUGGUGUUUGAUGACGUUAAUGGUGCUGGCUGCAUUCCCCGCAGAGAAUGCCACUGUACCUAUGAAGGUGAAACUUAUGCUCCUGGUGCCUCCUUCUCAUCUAAAUGCAGAUCAUGUACCUGUGUUGGAGGUGAAUGGUCUUGCGUCUCUCAGUCAUGCCCUGGGACUUGCAGUGUUGAAGGAGGUUCCCACAUUUCAACAUUUGAUGAGAAAUACUAUUCCUUCUUUGGAGACUGUAGCUAUGUCCUAACCAAGCUCUGUGACAGCAAUGAGUUCACGGUGUUGGGGGAUAUCCACAAGUGUGGCCUGACAGACACUGAGACAUGCCUCAAGGGUGUAGCCGUCAGCCUAAACGGAGGACAAACGAACAUUGUGAUCCAGCCUUCCGGGAGUGUAUUUGUGAACAUGAUCUACACACAGCUACCAUUCUCAGCAGCAAACGUCACCAUCUUCAGGCCUUCAUCUUUCUUCAUAAUACUGCAAACAAAUUUUGGUCUUCAGCUACAGGUUCAACUUGUGCCUUCAAUGCAAGUUUUUAUAGAUUUAGACCCGUCACAUAAAGGGCAGACCUGUGGUCUCUGUGGAAACUUCAAUGAUGUACAGACAGAUGAUUUCAAAACCACCAGUGGUGUGAUAGAGGGCACUUCAGCUGCCUUUGGCAAUACUUGGAAAACUCGAGCUGAUUGUCCUGAUGCCAAAAAUACCUUUGAGGACCCCUGUACUGUCAGCAUACAAAAUGACCAGUAUGCUCAGCACUGGUGUGGACUGCUCUCUGAUACCACUGGACCUUUUGCUGAAUGUCACUCAACAGUGAAUCCAGAAGUUUACCAGAAGACCUGUAUGUUUGACACCUGUAACUGUGAGAAGAGUGAGGACUGCAUGUGUGCUGCCCUUUCCAGCUAUGUCAGAGCCUGUGCUGCUAAAGGAGUUCUUCUCACUGGAUGGAGGAGCAAAGCCUGCACAAAAUACACCACCUUGUGUCCGAAGUCCUUGAAGUACACCUACAAUGUCAAUUCCUGCCAACCCACCUGCCGCUCUCUGAGUGAGCCUGAUGUCACAUGCAGCAUCAAGUUUGUCCCAGUUGAUGGCUGCACCUGCAUAAAUGGAACCUACAUGGAUGACAGUGGCAAAUGUGUGCCUGCUUCUAGCUGUCCUUGUUAUUACAAAGGAACACCUCUGUCUUCUGGAGAAGUUGUUCAUGAUAAUGGUGUUGUCUGCACUUGCACCUAUGGAAAGCUGAGCUGCAUUGGAGAGAAGCCUGAACCAGUCUGUGUGCCUCCCAUGGUUUAUGUCGACUGUGGAAACGUCACUGCAAAUGUGGUGGGAGCAGGAUGCCAGAAGAGCUGUCAGACUCUAGAUAUGGAAUGUUACAAAACUCACUGUGUCUCUGGCUGUGUGUGUCCUGAUGAUCAAGUGUUGGAUGGCAAAGGUAGCUGUAUAGCUCCAGAAGACUGUCCAUGUAUUCACAAUGGGAAUUCCUACAGUCCAGGAGAGUCAAUCAGAGUUGGCUGUAACAACUGCACAUGUAGAAACAGAAAAUGGCAAUGCUCUGAGGAACCCUGCCUGGAAACAUGUUCUGUUUAUGGAGAUGGGCAUUAUACCACCUUUGAUGGCAAACGCUUUGAUUUUGAAGGGGACUGUGAAUAUGUUCUGGUCCAGAACUACUGUGGUCAACAGGCUAUGAAUCAGGGAACCUUCAGAGUCAUCACUGAGAACAUUCCAUGUGGCACUACAGGCACUACCUGCUCUAAGUCUAUUAAAGUUUUCCUGGGAAACUAUGAGCUGGUGCUCAAUGAUGGACACUCUGAUGUCAUCCAGAGGACACCUGGAGGAAAAAUACCAUUCCAAAUCCGUUCCAUGGGCAUCUACCUGGUGGUUGAUACUACUGUUGGUCUGAUACUCAUGUGGGACAAGAAAACCAGUAUAUUCAUCAAACUUAGUCCCAGCUUUCAGGGCCAUGUCUGUGGACUUUGUGGAAACUAUGAUGGCAAUGGAAAUAAUGACUUCACUACUCGCAGUCAGUCUGUGGUAGGAAGUGUGCUGGAGUUUGCCAAUAGCUGGAAAGUGUCUUCUAGUUGCCCAAAUGCCAAUCGUACACAGGACCCAUGCACCGCAAACCCGUACAGGAAAGCCUGGGCACAGAAGCAAUGCAGCAUCAUUACCAGUGAAGUGUUUGCAAAGUGUCACUCACAGGUUGAACCAAAUGAAUAUUACCAAGCAUGUGUGGAUGAUGCUUGUGCCUGCGACACUGGAGGAGAUUGUGAAUGUUUCUGCACAGCAGUAGCUGCCUACGCUCAAGCAUGUAAUGAGCUGGACAUCUGCAUAUCAUGGAGAACCCCAUCCAUCUGUCCUCUGUUCUGUGAUUACUAUAAUCCACAAGGGGAAUGUGAAUGGCACUACAAGCCAUGUGGAGCACCUUGUAUGAAGACCUGCAAUAAUCCAAGUGGGAAAUGCCUUCAUGAGAUGAGGGGUUUGGAAGGCUGCUAUCCACAAUGCCCAAAGAAUAAGCCCUAUUUUGAUGAGGAAACCAUGACCUGUGUUUCUAAUUGUGGUUGCUUUGAAGAUGGAAAAAAUUACAAGCCAGGAAUGGAGAUGCCUUCAAAGCAGAACUGUGAAUCAUGUGAAUGCACAAUUCAUGGCAAAAAAUGCAGAUAUGAUGAACAUGAAUGUGUCUGCAUUUAUGAGGGGCAGAAAUACAACUACAAAGAUGUGGUCUACAACACCACAGAUGGCACAGGAUGGUGUAUUGUUGCGACUUGUGGUCCCAAUGGAACGCUUCAAAGAUUUUUCCAUAGAUGUCCAAUGUCAACAUCAACGACGUCUCCCUUCAGCACUACACCAUCUACCACUACUUCCACAGUAUGUGUUAAUGAAGUCUGUGAGUGGUCAGAAUGGUAUGAUGGGAGUCUACAAACCCCUGGCUAUGAUGGGGGAGAUUUUGAAACUUUUGAUGAUUUACGAGCAAAAGGUUAUGAAGUCUGUAAAACCCCAAAGGCUGUUGAAUGCAGAGCAGAAAAAUUCCCUGAUAUACCACUGAAAGACCUUGGCCAAAAAGUAGAAUGCAGUACAACACAAGGGCUUAUAUGUUAUAACAAGGAUCAGAUUUCAACAAUGUGCAACAACUAUGAAAUCAGAAUCCUCUGCUGUGUUUUUGUACCAUGCUCUUCCACAACACCUUUCAGGACAUCAACCCCAGUCAUAACUCCAAGAGAAACAUCUACUGAAACAACAUAUACAUUCACUACAACUUCUGAAACCACAACCUUUACAACUUCAACUACGGAAGAAACAACUCCUGUCACCAAAUCACCUUCUACAAUUCCGCUUUGUUUCAAAGAAAAAUGUUACUGGUCAAGAUGGUAUGAUGUCAGUUAUCCAGGAUCAGGUUACAAUGAUGGAGAUUUUGAUACCAUUCAGAACAUUAAAAAAAAUGGAUACCAAGUAUGUGACAACAGAAAGGAUGUGGAAUGCAGAGCAGUGCGGUUUCCUAAUACACCAUAUCCUCUACUAGAGCAACACAUAACAUGUAACGCAGAUGAAGGACUGAAAUGUUACAAUAAAGAUCAACUGCCACCCAUCUGCUAUAACUAUGAAGUAAGAUUUAAAUGCUGCAAAAAUAUACCGGUACGAUGUGAAACAACCCCAGAAAGUGUUACUACAACAACUGAGGCAACUACACUUUCUUCAACAACAACAACAGAAACAGUACCGACAACUCUAAGUUUACAAACAAAACACAAGACAACAACGACAUACACAAUUAGACCAAAAACAGAAUUCAUACAUACCAAAACAACAUCAAAACCAACUACACAAAGUAAAACUUACACAACAAGCACCAUGACACAAAAAACAACAUAUCCACCUAUCACCACCUGUGAACCCGAAGUGUGCGCCUGGAGCGACUGGUUCGAUGUCGACUUCCCCUCCUCGGGGCCCAACCAGGGAGACUUUGAAACCUACCAGCACAUCCGUGCCGCCGGCAAGCGAGUCUGCCAGCGGCCAAAGCAGAUCGAGUGCCAGGCGGAGGACUACCCCGAUGUACCCAUCCAGCAGGUGGGACAGGUCGUGCAGUGCGACGUCCACUUUGGACUGGUGUGCAAGAACGAGGACCAGACGGGCAAGUUCAAGAUGUGCCUCAACUACAGGAUCCGCGUGCUCUGCUGCACCCCCAACUACAACUGCACAGUCCCACCAAGCACCACCACCACCACCACCAGCCCCACGACGAGCACAACAAUCCCGUCCUCAACCACAACCCCCACCUACACGCCCUAUAUCCACAGCACCACCAGUCCUACCUCCACAGAAAUCACCACCAGCAGCCCUACGCCAACUACAACCUCCACCACCACCACCACCUGCGAACCCGAAGUGUGCGCCUGGAGCGACUGGUUCGAUGUCGACUUCCCCUCCUCGGGGCCCAACCAGGGAGACUUUGAAACCUACCAGCACAUCCGUGCCGCCGGCAAGCGAGUCUGCCAGCGGCCAAAGCAGAUCGAGUGCCAGGCGGAGGACUACCCCGAUGUACCCAUCCAGCAGGUGGGACAGGUCGUGCAGUGCGACGUCCACUUUGGACUGGUGUGCAAGAACGAGGACCAGACGGGCAAGUUCAAGAUGUGCCUCAACUACAGGAUCCGCGUGCUCUGCUGCACCCCCAACUACAACUGCACAGUCCCACCAAGCACCACCACCACCACCAGCCCCACGACGAGCACAACAAUCCCGUCCUCAACCACAACCCCCACCUACACGCCCUAUAUCCACAGCACCACCAGUCCUACCUCCACAGAAAUCACCACCAGCAGCCCUACGCCAACUACAACCUCCACCACCACCACCACCUGCGAACCCGAAGUGUGCGCCUGGAGCGACUGGUUCGAUGUCGACUUCCCCUCCUCGGGGCCCAACCAGGGAGACUUUGAAACCUACCAGCACAUCCGUGCCGCCGGCAAGCGAGUCUGCCAGCGGCCAAAGCAGAUCGAGUGCCAGGCGGAGGACUACCCCGAUGUACCCAUCCAGCAGGUGGGACAGGUCGUGCAGUGCGACGUCCACUUUGGACUGGUGUGCAAGAACGAGGACCAGACGGGCAAGUUCAAGAUGUGCCUCAACUACAGGAUCCGCGUGCUCUGCUGCACCCCCAACUACAACUGCACAGUCCCACCAAGCACCACCACCACCACCAGCCCCACGACGAGCACAACAAUCCCGUCCUCAACCACAACCCCCACCUACACGCCCUAUAUCCACAGCACCACCAGUCCUACCUCCACAGAAAUCACCACCAGCAGCCCUACGCCAACUACAACCUCCACCACCACCACCACCUGCGAACCCGAAGUGUGCGCCUGGAGCGACUGGUUCGAUGUCGACUUCCCCUCCUCGGGGCCCAACCAGGGAGACUUUGAAACCUACCAGCACAUCCGUGCCGCCGGCAAGCGAGUCUGCCAGCGGCCAAAGCAGAUCGAGUGCCAGGCGGAGGACUACCCCGAUGUACCCAUCCAGCAGGUGGGACAGGUCGUGCAGUGCGACGUCCACUUUGGACUGGUGUGCAAGAAUGAGGACCAGACGGGCAAGUUCAAGAUGUGCCUCAACUACAGGAUCCGCGUGCUCUGCUGCACCCCCAACUACAACUGCACAGUCCCACCAAGCACCACCACCACCACCACCACCAGCCCCACGACGAGCACAACAAUCCCGUCCUCAACCACAACCCCCACCUACACGCCCUAUAUCCACAGCACCACCAGUCCUACCUCCACAGAAAUCACCACCAGCAGCCCUACGCCAACUACAACCUCCACCACCACCACCACCUGCGAACCCGAAGUGUGUGCCUGGAGCGACUGGUUCGAUGUCGACUUCCCCUCCUCGGGGCCCAACCAGGGAGACUUUGAAACCUACCAGCACAUCCGUGCCGCCGGCAAGCGAGUCUGCCAGCGGCCAAAGCAGAUCGAGUGCCAGGCGGAGGACUACCCCGAUGUACCCAUCCAGCAGGUGGGACAGGUCGUGCAGUGCGACGUCCACUUUGGACUGGUGUGCAAGAACGAGGACCAGACGGGCAAGUUCAAGAUGUGCCUCAACUACAGGAUCCGCGUGCUCUGCUGCACCCCCAACUACAACUGCACAGUCCCACCAAGCACCACCACCACCACCAGCCCCACGACGAGCACAACAGUCCCGUCCUCAACCACAACCCCCACCUACACGCCCUAUAUCCACAGCACCACCAGUCCUACCUCCACAGAAAUCACCACCAGCAGCCCUACGCCAACUACAACCUCCACCACCACCACCACCUGCGAACCCGAAGUGUGCGCCUGGAGCGACUGGUUCGAUGUCGACUUCCCCUCCUCGGGGCCCAACCAGGGAGACUUUGAAACCUACCAGCACAUCCGUGCCGCCGGCAAGCGAGUCUGCCAGCGGCCAAAGCAGAUCGAGUGCCAGGCGGAGGACUACCCCGAUGUACCCAUCCAGCAGGUGGGACAGGUCGUGCAGUGCGACGUCCACUUUGGACUGGUGUGCAAGAACGAGGACCAGACGGGCAAGUUCAAGAUGUGCCUCAACUACAGGAUCCGCGUGCUCUGCUGCACCCCCAACUACAACUGCACAGUCCCACCAAGCACCACCACCACCACCAGCCCCACGACGAGCACAACAAUCCCAUCCUCAACCACAACCCCCACCUACGCGCCCUGUAUGGACAGCACCACCUGUAUUACCUCCACAGAAAUCACCACCAGCAGCCCUACGCCAACUACUACCUCCACCACCACCACCACCUGCGAACCCGAAGUGUGCGCCUGGAGCGACUGGUUCGAUGUCGACUUCCCCUCCUCGGGGCCCAACCAGGGAGACUUUGAAACCUACCAGCACAUCCGUGCCGCCGGCAAGCGAGUCUGCCAGCGGCCAAAGCAGAUCGAGUGCCAGGCGGAGGACUACCCCGAUGUACCCAUCCAGCAGGUGGGACAGGUCGUGCAGUGCGACGUCCACUUUGGACUGGUGUGCAAGAACGAGGACCAGACGGGCAAGUUCAAGAUGUGCCUCAACUACAGGAUCCGCGUGCUCUGCUGCACCCCCAACUACAACUGCACAGUCCCACCAAGCACCACCACCACCACCACCACCAGCCCCACGACGAGCACAACAAUCCCGUCCUCAACCACAACCCCCACCUACACGCCCUAUAUCCACAGCACCACCAGUCCUACCUCCACAGAAAUCACCACCAGCAGCCCUACGCCAACUACAACCUCCACCACCACCACCACCUGCGAACCCGAAGUGUGCGCCUGGAGCGACUGGUUCGAUGUCGACUUCCCCUCCUCGGGGCCCAACCAGGGAGACUUUGAAACCUACCAGCACAUCCGUGCCGCCGGCAAGCGAGUCUGCCAGCGGCCAAAGCAGAUCGAGUGCCAGGCGGAGGACUACCCCGAUGUACCCAUCCAGCAGGUGGGACAGGUCGUGCAGUGCGACGUCCACUUUGGACUGGUGUGCAAGAACGAGGACCAGACGGGCAAGUUCAAGAUGUGCCUCAACUACAGGAUCCGCGUGCUCUGCUGCACCCCCAACUACAACUGCACAGUCCCACCAAGCACCACCACCACCACCAGCCCCACGACGAGCACAACAAUCCCGUCCUCAACCACAACCCCCACCUACACGCCCUAUAUCCACAGCACCACCAGUCCUACCUCCACAGAAAUCACCACCAGCAGCCCUACGCCAACUACAACCUCCACCACCACCACCACCUGCGAACCCGAAGUGUGUGCCUGGAGCGACUGGUUCGAUGUCGACUUCCCCUCCUCGGGGCCCAACCAGGGAGACUUUGAAACCUACCAGCACAUCCGUGCCGCCGGCAAGCGAGUCUGCCAGCGGCCAAAGCAGAUCGAGUGCCAGGCGGAGGACUACCCCGAUGUACCCAUCCAGCAGGUGGGACAGGUCGUGCAGUGCGACGUCCACUUUGGACUGGUGUGCAAGAACGAGGACCAGACGGGCAAGUUCAAGAUGUGCCUCAACUACAGGAUCCGCGUGCUCUGCUGCACCCCCAACUACAACUGCACAGUCCCACCAAGCACCACCACCACCACCAGCCCCACGACGAGCACAACAAUCCCGUCCUCAACCACAACCCCCACCUACACGCCCUAUAUCCACAGCACCACCAGUCCUACCUCCACAGAAAUCACCACCAGCAGCCCUACGCCAACUACAACCUCCACCACCACCACCACCUGCGAACCCGAAGUGUGUGCCUGGAGCGACUGGUUCGAUGUCGACUUCCCCUCCUCGGGGCCCAACCAGGGAGACUUUGAAACCUACCAGCACAUCCGUGCCGCCGGCAAGCGAGUCUGCCAGCGGCCAAAGCAGAUCGAGUGCCAGGCGGAGGACUACCCCGAUGUACCCAUCCAGCAGGUGGGACAGGUCGUGCAGUGCGACGUCCACUUUGGACUGGUGUGCAAGAACGAGGACCAGACGGGCAAGUUCAAGAUGUGCCUCAACUACAGGAUCCGCGUGCUCUGCUGCACCCCCAACUACAACUGCACAGUCCCACCAAGCACCACCACCACCACCAGCCCCACGACGAGCACAACAAUCCCGUCCUCAACCACAACCCCCACCUACACGCCCUAUAUCCACAGCACCACCAGUCCUACCUCCACAGAAAUCACCACCAGCAGCCCUACGCCAACUACAACCUCCACCACCACCACCACCUGCGAACCCGAAGUGUGCGCCUGGAGCGACUGGUUCGAUGUCGACUUCCCCUCCUCGGGGCCCAACCAGGGAGACUUUGAAACCUACCAGCACAUCCGUGCCGCCGGCAAGCGAGUCUGCCAGCGGCCAAAGCAGAUCGAGUGCCAGGCGGAGGACUACCCCGAUGUACCCAUCCAGCAGGUGGGACAGGUCGUGCAGUGCGACGUCCACUUUGGACUGGUGUGCAAGAACGAGGACCAGACGGGCAAGUUCAAGAUGUGCCUCAACUACAGGAUCCGCGUGCUCUGCUGCACCCCCAACUACAACUGCACAGUCCCACCAAGCACCACCACCACCACCCCCACGACGAGCACAACAGUCCCGUCCUCAACCACAACCCCCACCUACACGCCCUAUAUCCACAGCACCACCAGUCCUACCUCCACAGAAAUCACCACCAGCAGCCCUACGCCAACUACAACCUCCACCACCACCACCACCUGUGAACCCGAAGUGUGCGCCUGGAGCGACUGGUUCGAUGUCGACUUCCCCUCCUCGGGGCCCAACCAGGGAGACUUUGAAACCUACCAGCACAUCCGUGCCGCCGGCAAGCGAGUCUGCCAGCGGCCAAAGCAGAUCGAGUGCCAGGCGGAGGACUACCCCGAUGUACCCAUCCAGCAGGUGGGACAGGUCGUGCAGUGCGACGUCCACUUUGGACUGGUGUGCAAGAACGAGGACCAGACGGGCAAGUUCAAGAUGUGCCUCAACUACAGGAUCCGCGUGCUCUGCUGCACCCCCCAACUACAACUGCACAUCCCGUCCUCAACCACAACCCCCACCUACACGCCCUAUAUCCACAGCACCACCAGUCCUACCUCCACAGAAAUCACCACCAGCAGCCCUACGCCAACUACAACCUCCACCACCACCACCACCUGUGAACCCGAAGUGUGCGCCUGGAGCGACUGGUUCGAUGUCGACUUCCCCUCCUCGGGGCCCAACCAGGGAGACUUUGAAACCUACCAGCACAUCCAUGCCGCCGGCAAGCGAGUCUGCCAGCGGCCAAAGCAGAUCGAGUGCCAGGCGGAGGACUACCCCGAUGUACCCAUCCAGCAGGUGGGACAGGUCGUGCAGUGCGACGUCCACUUUGGACUGGUGUGCAAGAACGAGGACCAGACGGGCAAGUUCAAGAUGUGCCUCAACUACAGGAUCCGCGUGCUCUGCUGCACCCCCAACUACAACUGCACAGUCCCACCAAGCACCACCACCACCACCAGCCCCACGACGAGCACAACAAUCCCGUCCUCAACCACAACCCCCACCUACACGCCCUAUAUCCACAGCACCACCAGUCCUACCUCCACAGAAAUCACCACCAGCAGCCCUACGCCAACUACAACCUCCACCACCACCACCACCUGCGAACCCGAAGUGUGCGCCUGGAGCGACUGGUUCGAUGUCGACUUCCCCUCCUCGGGGCCCAACCAGGGAGACUUUGAAACCUACCAGCACAUCCGUGCCGCCGGCAAGCGAGUCUGCCAGCGGCCAAAGCAGAUCGAGUGCCAGGCGGAGGACUACCCCGAUGUACCCAUCCAGCAGGUGGGACAGGUCGUGCAGUGCGACGUCCACUUUGGACUGGUGUGCAAGAACGAGGACCAGACGGGCAAGUUCAAGAUGUGCCUCAACUACAGGAUCCGCGUGCUCUGCUGCACCCCCAACUACAACUGCACAGUCCCACCAAGCACCACCACACCACCCCCCACGACGAGCACAACAGUCCCGUCCUCAACCACAACCCCCACCUACACGCCCUAUAUCCACAGCACCACCAGUCCUACCUCCACAGAAAUCACCACCAGCAGCCCUACGCCAACUACAACCUCCACCACCACCACCACCUGUGAACCCGAAGUGUGCGCCUGGAGCGACUGGUUCGAUGUCGACUUCCCCUCCUCGGGGCCCAACCAGGGAGACUUUGAAACCUACCAGCACAUCCAUGCCGCCGGCAAGCGAGUCUGCCAGCGGCCAAAGCAGAUCGAGUGCCAGGCGGAGGACUACCCCGAUGUACCCAUCCAGCAGGUGGGACAGGUCGUGCAGUGCGACGUCCACUUUGGACUGGUGUGCAAGAACGAGGACCAGACGGGCAAGUUCAAGAUGUGCCUCAACUACAGGAUCCGCGUGCUCUGCUGCACCCCCAACUACAACUGCACAGUCCCACCAAGCACCACCACCACCACCAGCCCCACGACGAGCACAACAAUCCCGUCCUCAACCACAACCCCCACCUACACGCCCUAUAUCCACAGCACCACCAGUCCUACCUCCACAGAAAUCACCACCAGCAGCCCUACGCCAACUACAACCUCCACCACCACCACCACCUGCGAACCCGAAGUGUGCGCCUGGAGCGACUGGUUCGAUGUCGACUUCCCCUCCUCGGGGCCCAACCAGGGAGACUUUGAAACCUACCAGCACAUCCGUGCCGCCGGCAAGCGAGUCUGCCAGCGGCCAAAGCAGAUCGAGUGCCAGGCGGAGGACUACCCCGAUGUACCCAUCCAGCAGGUGGGACAGGUCGUGCAGUGCGACGUCCACUUUGGACUGGUGUGCAAGAACGAGGACCAGACGGGCAAGUUCAAGAUGUGCCUCAACUACAGGAUCCGCGUGCUCUGCUGCACCCCCAACUACAACUGCACAGUCCCACCAAGCACCACCACCACCACCAGCCCCACGACGAGCACAACAAUCCCAUCCUCAACCACAACCCCCACCUACGCGCCCUUGUGCGCCUGGAGCGACUGGUUCGAUGUCGACUUCCCCUCCUCGGGGCCCAACCAGGGAGACUUUGAAACCUACCAGCACAUCCGUGCCGCCGGCAAGCGAGUCUGCCAGCGGCCAAAGCAGAUCGAGUGCCAGGCGGAGGACUACCCCGAUGUACCCAUCCAGCAGGUGGGACAGGUCGUGCAGUGCGACGUCCACUUUGGACUGGUGUGCAAGAACGAGGACCAGACGGCACCACCCACCACCACCAGCCCCACGACGAGCACAACAAUCCCGUCCUCAACCACAACCCCCACCUACACGCCCUAUAUCCACAGCACCACCAGUCCUACCUCCACAGAAAUCACCACCAGCAGCCCUACGCCAACUACUACCUCCACCACCACCACCACCUGCGAACCCGAAGUGUGCGCCUGGAGCGACUGGUUCGAUGUCGACUUCCCCUCCUCGGGGCCCAACCAGGGAGACUUUGAAACCUACCAGCACAUCCGUGCCGCCGGCAAGCGAGUCUGCCAGCGGCCAAAGCAGAUCGAGUGCCAGGCGGAGGACUACCCCGAUGUACCCAUCCAGCAGGUGGGACAGGUCGUGCAGUGCGACGUCCACUUUGGACUGGUGUGCAAGAACGAGGACCAGACGGGCAAGUUCAAGAUGUGCCUCAACUACAGGAUCCGCGUGCUCUGCUGCACCCCCAACUACAACUGCACAGUCCCACCAAGCACCACCACCACACCACCAGCCCCACGACGAGCACAACAAUCCCAAAUCACCACCAGCAGCCCUACGCCAACUACAACCUCCACCACCACCACCACCUGCGAACCCGAAGUGUGCGCCUGGAGCGACUGGUUCGAUGUCGACUUCCCCUCCUCGGGGCCCAACCAGGGAGACUUUGAAACCUACCAGCACAUCCGUGCCGCCGGCAAGCGAGUCUGCCAGCGGCCAAAGCAGAUCGAGUGCCAGGCGGAGGACUACCCCGAUGUACCCAUCCAGCAGGUGGGACAGGUCGUGCAGUGCGACGUCCACUUUGGACUGGUGUGCAAGAACGAGGACCAGACGGGCAAGUUCAAGAUGUGCCUCAACUACAGGAUCCGCGUGCUCUGCUGCACCCCCAACUACAACUGCACAGUCCCACCAAGCACCACCACCACCACCAGCCCCACGACGAGCACAACAAUCCCGUCCUCAACCACAACCCCCACCUACACGCCCUAUAUCCACAGCACCACCAGUCCUACCUCCACAGAAAUCACCACCAGCAGCCCUACGCCAACUACAACCUCCACCACCACCACCACCUGCGAACCCGAAGUGUGUGCCUGGAGCGACUGGUUCGAUGUCGACUUCCCCUCCUCGGGGCCCAACCAGGGAGACUUUGAAACCUACCAGCACAUCCGUGCCGCCGGCAAGCGAGUCUGCCAGCGGCCAAAGCAGAUCGAGUGCCAGGCGGAGGACUACCCCGAUGUACCCAUCCAGCAGGUGGGACAGGUCGUGCAGUGCGACGUCCACUUUGGACUGGUGUGCAAGAACGAGGACCAGACGGGCAAGUUCAAGAUGUGCCUCAACUACAGGAUCCGCGUGCUCUGCUGCACCCCCAACUACAACUGCACAGUCCCACCAAGCACCACCACCACCACCAGCCCCACGACGAGCACAACAAUCCCGUCCUCAACCACAACCCCCACCUACACGCCCUAUAUCCACAGCACCACCAGUCCUACCUCCACAGAAAUCACCACCAGCAGCCCUACGCCAACUACAACCUCCACCACCACCACCACCUGCGAACCCGAAGUGUGCGCCUGGAGCGACUGGUUCGAUGUCGACUUCCCCUCCUCGGGGCCCAACCAGGGAGACUUUGAAACCUACCAGCACAUCCGUGCCGCCGGCAAGCGAGUCUGCCAGCGGCCAAAGCAGAUCGAGUGCCAGGCGGAGGACUACCCCGAUGUACCCAUCCAGCAGGUGGGACAGGUCGUGCAGUGCGACGUCCACUUUGGACUGGUGUGCAAGAACGAGGACCAGACGGCACCACCACCACCACCAGCCCCACGACGAGCACAACAAGUCCCGUCCUCAACCACAACCCCCACCUACACGCCCUAUAUCCACAGCACCACCAGUCCUACCUCCACAGAAAUCACCACCAGCAGCCCUACGCCAACUACAACCUCCACCACCACCACCACCUGUGAACCCGAAGUGUGCGCCUGGAGCGACUGGUUCGAUGUCGACUUCCCCUCCUCGGGGCCCAACCAGGGAGACUUUGAAACCUACCAGCACAUCCGUGCCGCCGGCAAGCGAGUCUGCCAGCGGCCAAAGCAGAUCGAGUGCCAGGCGGAGGACUACCCCGAUGUACCCAUCCAGCAGGUGGGACAGGUCGUGCAGUGCGACGUCCACUUUGGACUGGUGUGCAAGAACGAGGACCAGACGGGCAAGUUCAAGAUGUGCCUCAACUACAGGAUCCGCGUGCUCUGCUGCACCCCGAACUACAACUGCACAGUCCCACCAAGCACCACCACCACCAACCCCACGACGAGCACAACAGUCCCGUCCUCAACCACAACCCCCACCUACACGCCCUAUAUCCACAGCACCACCAGUCCUACCUCCACAGAAAUCACCACCAGCAGCCCUACGCCAACUACAACCUCCACCACCACCACCACCUGUGAACCCGAAGUGUGCGCCUGGAGCGACUGGUUCGAUGUCGACUUCCCCUCCUCGGGGCCCAACCAGGGAGACUUUGAAACCUACCAGCACAUCCGUGCCGCCGGCAAGCGAGUCUGCCAGCGGCCAAAGCAGAUCGAGUGCCAGGCGGAGGACUACCCCGAUGUACCCAUCCAGCAGGUGGGACAGGUCGUGCAGUGCGACGUCCACUUUGGACUGGUGUGCAAGAACGAGGACCAGACGGGCAAGUUCAAGAUGUGCCUCAACUACAGGAUCCGCGUGCUCUGCUGCACCCCCAACUACAACUGCACAGUCCCACCAAGCACCACCACCACCACCAGCCCCACGACGAGCACAACAAUCCCAUCCUCAACCACAACCCCCACCUACGCGCCCUGUAUGGACAGCACCACCUGUAUUACCUCCACAGAAAUCACCACCAGCAGCCCUACGCCAACUACUACCUCCACCACCACCACCACCUGCGAACCCGAAGUGUGCGCCUGGAGCGACUGGUUCGAUGUCGACUUCCCCUCCUCGGGGCCCAACCAGGGAGACUUUGAAACCUACCAGCACAUCCGUGCCGCCGGCAAGCGAGUCUGCCAGCGGCCAAAGCAGAUCGAGUGCCAGGCGGAGGACUACCCCGAUGUACCCAUCCAGCAGGUGGGACAGGUCGUGCAGUGCGACGUCCACUUUGGACUGGUGUGCAAGAACGAGGACCAGACGGGCAAGUUCAAGAUGUGCCUCAACUACAGGAUCCGCGUGCUCUGCUGCACCCCCAACUACAACUGCACAGUCCCAGCAAGCACCACCACCACCACCACCAGCCCCACGACGAGCACAACAAUCCCGUCCUCAACCACAACCCCCACCUACACGCCCUAUAUCCACAGCACCACCAGUCCUACCUCCACAGAAAUCACCACCAGCAGCCCUACGCCAACUACUACCUCCACCACCACCACCUGCGAACCCGAAGUGUGCGCCUGGAGCGACUGGUUCGAUGUCGACUUCCCCUCCUCGGGGCCCAACCAGGGAGACUUUGAAACCUACCAGCACAUCCGUGCCGCCGGCAAGCGAGUCUGCCAGCGGCCAAAGCAGAUCGAGUGCCAGGCGGAGGACUACCCCGAUGUACCCAUCCAGCAGGUGGGACAGGUCGUGCAGUGCGACGUCCACUUUGGACUGGUGUGCAAGAAUGAGGACCAGACGGGCAAGUUCAAGAUGUGCCUCAACUACAGGAUCCGCGUGCUCUGCUGCACCCCCAACUACAACUGCACAGUCCCACCAAGCACCACCACCACCACCACCACCAGCCCCACGACGAGCACAACAAUCCCGUCCUCAACCACAACCCCCACCUACACGCCCUAUAUCCACAGCACCACCAGUCCUACCUCCACAGAAAUCACCACCAGCAGCCCUACGCCAACUACAACCUCCACCACCACCACCACCUGCGAACCCGAAGUGUGCGCCUGGAGCGACUGGUUCGAUGUCGACUUCCCCUCCUCGGGGCCCAACCAGGGAGACUUUGAAACCUACCAGCACAUCCGUGCCGCCGGCAAGCGAGUCUGCCAGCGGCCAAAGCAGAUCGAGUGCCAGGCGGAGGACUACCCCGAUGUACCCAUCCAGCAGGUGGGACAGGUCGUGCAGUGCGACGUCCACUUUGGACUGGUGUGCAAGAACGAGGACCAGACGGGCAAGUUCAAGAUGUGCCUCAACUACAGGAUCCGCGUGCUCUGCUGCACCCCCAACUACAACUGCACAGUCCCACCAAGCACCACCACCACCACCAGCCCCACGACGAGCACAACAAUCCCGUCCUCAACCACAACCCCCACCUACACGCCCUAUAUCCACAGCACCACCAGUCCUACCUCCACAGAAAUCACCACCAGCAGCCCUACGCCAACUACUACCUCCACCACCACCACCACCUGCGAACCCGAAGUGUGCGCCUGGAGCGACUGGUUCGAUGUCGACUUCCCCUCCUCGGGGCCCAACCAGGGAGACUUUGAAACCUACCAGCACAUCCGUGCCGCCGGCAAGCGAGUCUGCCAGCGGCCAAAGCAGAUCGAGUGCCAGGCGGAGGACUACCCCGAUGUACCCAUCCAGCAGGUGGGACAGGUCGUGCAGUGCGACGUCCACUUUGGACUGGUGUGCAAGAACGAGGACCAGACGGGCAAGUUCAAGAUGUGCCUCAACUACAGGAUCCGCGUGCUCUGCUGCACCCCCAACUACAACUGCACAGUCCCACCAAGCACCACCACCACCACCAGCCCCACGACGAGCACAACAAUCCCAUCCUCAACCACAACCCCCACCUACACGCCCUGUAUGGACAGCACCACCUGUAUUACCUCCACAGAAAUCACCACCAGCAGCCCUACGCCAACUACUACCUCCACCACCACCACCACCUGCGAACCCGAAGUGUGCGCCUGGAGCGACUGGUUCGAUGUCGACUUCCCCUCCUCGGGGCCCAACCAGGGAGACUUUGAAACCUACCAGCACAUCCGUGCCGCCGGCAAGCGAGUCUGCCAGCGGCCAAAGCAGAUCGAGUGCCAGGCGGAGGACUACCCCGAUGUACCCAUCCAGCAGGUGGGACAGGUCGUGCAGUGCGACGUCCACUUUGGACUGGUGUGCAAGAAUGAGGACCAGACGGGCAAGUUCAAGAUGUGCCUCAACUACAGGAUCCGCGUGCUCUGCUGCACCCCCAACUACAAUUGCACAGUCCCACCAAGCACCACCACCACCACCACCAGCCCCACGACGAGCACAACAAUCCCGUCCUCAACCACAACCCCCACCUACACGCCCUAUAUCCACAGCACCACCAGUCCUACCUCCACAGAAAUCACCACCAGCAGCCCUACGCCAACUACAACCUCCACCACCACCACCACCUGCGAACCCGAAGUGUGCGCCUGGAGCGACUGGUUCGAUGUCGACUUCCCCUCCUCGGGGCCCAACCAGGGAGACUUUGAAACCUACCAGCACAUCCGUGCCGCCGGCAAGCGAGUCUGCCAGCGGCCAAAGCAGAUCGAGUGCCAGGCGGAGGACUACCCCGAUGUACCCAUCCAGCAGGUGGGACAGGUCGUGCAGUGCGACGUCCACUUUGGACUGGUGUGCAAGAACGAGGACCAGACGGGCAAGUUCAAGAUGUGCCUCAACUACAGGAUCCGCGUGCUCUGCUGCACCCCCAACUACAACUGCACAGUCCCACCAAGCACCACCACCACCAGCCCCACGACGAGCACAACAAUCCCGUCCUCAACCACAACCCCCACCUACACGCCCUAUAUCCACAGCACCACCAGUCCUACCUCCACAGAAAUCACCACCAGCAGCCCUACGCCAACUACAACCUCCACCACCACCACCACCUGCGAACCCGAAGUGUGCGCCUGGAGCGACUGGUUCGAUGUCGACUUCCCCUCCUCGGGGCCCAACCAGGGAGACUUUGAAACCUACCAGCACAUCCGUGCCGCCGGCAAGCGAGUCUGCCAGCGGCCAAAGCAGAUCGAGUGCCAGGCGGAGGACUACCCCGAUGUACCCAUCCAGCAGGUGGGACAGGUCGUGCAGUGCGACGUCCACUUUGGACUGGUGUGCAAGAACGAGGACCAGACGGGCAAGUUCAAGAUGUGCCUCAACUACAGGAUCCGCGUGCUCUGCUGCACCCCCAACUACAACUGCACAGUCCCACCAAGCACCACCACCACCACCACCACCCGCCCCACGACGAGCACAACAAUCCCGUCCUCAACCACAACCCCCACCUACACGCCCUAUAUCCACAGCACCACCAGUCCUACCUCCACAGAAAUCACCACCAGCAGCCCUACGCCAACUACAACCUCCACCACCACCACCACCUGCGAACCCGAAGUGUGCGCCUGGAGCGACUGGUUCGAUGUCGACUUCCCCUCCUCGGGGCCCAACCAGGGAGACUUUGAAACCUACCAGCACAUCCGUGCCGCCGGCAAGCGAGUCUGCCAGCGGCCAAAGCAGAUCGAGUGCCAGGCGGAGGACUACCCCGAUGUACCCAUCCAGCAGGUGGGACAGGUCGUGCAGUGCGACGUCCACUUUGGACUGGUGUGCAAGAACGAGGACCAGACGGGCAAGUUCAAGAUGUGCCUCAACUACAGGAUCCGCGUGCUCUGCUGCACCCCCAACUACAACUGCACAGUCCCACCAAGCACCACCACCACCACCACCACCAGCCCCACGACGAGCACAACAAUCCCGUCCUCAACCACAACCCCCACCUACACGCCCUAUAUCCACAGCACCACCAGUCCUACCUCCACAGAAAUCACCACCAGCAGCCCUACGCCAACUACAACCUCCACCACCACCACCUGCGAACCCGAAGUGUGCGCCUGGAGCGACUGGUUCGAUGUCGACUUCCCCUCCUCGGGGCCCAACCAGGGAGACUUUGAAACCUACCAGCACAUCCGUGCCGCCGGCAAGCGAGUCUGCCAGCGGCCAAAGCAGAUCGAGUGCCAGGCGGAGGACUACCCCGAUGUACCCAUCCAGCAGGUGGGACAGGUCGUGCAGUGCGACGUCCACUUUGGACUGGUGUGCAAGAACGAGGACCAGACGGGCAAGUUCAAGAUGUGCCUCAACUACAGGAUCCGCGUGCUCUGCUGCACCCCCAACUACAACUGCACAGUCCCACCAAGCACCACCACCACCACCACCAGCCCCACGACGAGCACAACAAUCCCGUCCUCAACCACAACCCCCACCUACACGCCCUAUAUCCACAGCACCACCAGUCCUACCUCCACAGAAAUCACCACCAGCAGCCCUACGCCAACUACAACCUCCACCACCACCACCACCUGCGAACCCGAAGUGUGCGCCUGGAGCGACUGGUUCGAUGUCGACUUCCCCUCCUCGGGGCCCAACCAGGGAGACUUUGAAACCUACCAGCACAUCCGUGCCGCCGGCAAGCGAGUCUGCCAGCGGCCAAAGCAGAUCGAGUGCCAGGCGGAGGACUACCCCGAUGUACCCAUCCAGCAGGUGGGACAGGUCGUGCAGUGCGACGUCCACUUUGGACUGGUGUGCAAGAACGAGGACCAGACGGGCAAGUUCAAGAUGUGCCUCAACUACAGGAUCCGCGUGCUCUGCUGCACCCCCAACUACAACUGUCCCUUCUCUACCACGUCAUCUACCAUCAGCACAUCUCCCUUUAUUUCGCCAAGUCAGCCGGUCUUUACUUCAGCUUCCACUCAGAUUUCAACUACACCGUGUUUCUGCAAGAUUGGUGAUACUAUUUUUUCUCCUGGUGACUUGAUUUACAACAGAGUGGAUAGUGAAGGUUGUAGAAUAUAUGCCAUCUGUAGCCCGACAUGUGAUAUUGAAAGACAUAGUGUGCAUUGCAAUAUCAUAACUUCUCCAGCUACUACUUCCCCUGAAUGGUCUACAGUAACAACAUCAGUUCCUCCCACCUCUACAAGUGCUCCUGUUCGUGGUUGUGUUUCCUCUGUUUACCCUCCAUUACAACCUGGAGAAAGAUUCAAAUUAUCCAACUGUACAGAGGUCAUCUGUAAUGGAGACAAUGAUAUAGAUGUAGUACCAACACACUGCCCACCUGUAAAGGAAAUUACCUGUGCAAACAAAUAUCCACCAAUGCUGGUACCUGAUGAAAGUGGAUGCUGUUACCGAUAUGAGUGUCAAUGUGUGUGUAGUGGAUGGGGUGAUCCUCAUUACAUUACUUUUGAUGGAACCUAUUACACCUUCCUUGAAAACUGCACUUAUGUCCUGGUGAAACAGAUUGUCCCGAGAUAUGACAACUUCCGUGUUUACAUUGACAAUUAUUACUGUGAUGCGAAAGAUGGACUCUCCUGCCCUAAAUCCAUUCUUAUUUUCUACAAAUCUGCAGAAGUGGUGCUGACUCGUGAACUCAUGAAUGGUGUGAUGACUAAUGUGAUGUACUUCAACAAAAAGAUUGUUCAACCAGGCUUCAAAAAAGAUGGCAUUUCUUUCUCCACUCUUGGCAUCAAUAUGAUUGUUGAAAUAGAAGAAAUUGGUGCUGUUAUCACCUUUAGUGGUCUAAUUUUCUCUGUGAAGCUCCCAUACAGCAAAUUUGGCAACAACACAGAAGGACAAUGUGGAACAUGUACAAACAACAAAGAAGAUGAAUGCCGCUUACCAAGUGGUAAGAUCAUUUCCUCCUGUCCCCAAAUGGCUCAUCACUGGAUUGUUGGCAACAACAAGGACUGCCAUGGAGUACCACCACCAGAAACUAUAACCACACCUCCACCAAAGCCGCAAUGUGAAACGCCUCAGCUCUGCAAGCUUAUCUUGAGCGAGGUUUUUGCAGAAUGUCAUACUGUAAUACCACCAGAACCAUUUUUCAAAGGCUGUGUUUUUGAUGGAUGUCGCAUAGAUGAUGAAUUCAUGCAGUGUUCCAGUCUGGAGAUGUAUGCAACAGAGUGUGCUGCUAGAGGUGUCUGCAUUGACUGGAGAGGAAUGACCAACAAUACAUGUGCAUUCAACUGUCCAUCAAGCUUGGUAUACAAGCCAUGUGGGCCUAUUAAUCCAGUUAACUGUGACCAAAGCUAUGAGCGUCCUGGUUACGGAAUAACUGAAGGCUGUUUCUGUCCUGAAGGAUUGACACUCUUGCAUGCAGAGAGCAGCAUCUGUGUCUCUGAAUGUGUCUGCAGAGAACCAAAUGGAAUGUCCAGAUGGCCAGGAGAAAAAUGGACAAGAGAUUGCCAGGAAUGUGUCUGUGACAAAAACACUCUUAAGGUGAAGUGUACAAAACAUGAAUGUUCUCUGACGCAGCAAGUAUUUUGUGAAAAACCAGGUUACGUACCUGUUCAGAUACCGAUACCAGAAGAUCCAUGCUGCACUAGGACUGAGUGCUACUGUAACACAAGCCUCUGUUCUGGCAUCACACCCCAGUGCUUAGAGGGACAGGAAAUUAUCACAGUAAUGCCACCUGGAAACUGCUGUCCUGUCUUUGAAUGCAAACAAGGCUGUGUAGUCAACGAAACCUAUUAUGCACCUGGAGCUGCCAUCCCAUCAGGCCCCUGUGAAGAAUGUAUGUGCUCUGAAUCCUCUCCCUCAAAGCCUCAGCACCCCACAGUCAGGUGCCAGCCUGUGAUCUGUGACACCUACUGCCCUCUGGAAGGAGAACACUGGAAUCCACCUGGUGAUAACUGUACUGUUUACACAUGUGAAAAACAUGGUGACCAGUUCAUUCAAGUCAUCAAAAAGGCAAACUGUCCUGCCUUCAACCGUGAUGAGUGUGAUCCAGAGGAUAUCAGAUUAUCUGAUGAUGGCUGCUGUUUAGUGUGCCAAAGAACACAGAAACUUUGUAUGAAGCACAAUACGACUACUGUCAUCAAUUAUAACGGCUGUGUAUCUACUGCACCUGUUGAGAUAACAUACUGUGAAGGCAACUGUGAUGCUUACUCACGAUACUCUCAAACUACAAACACAAUGGUGCACAAAUGCUCGUGUUGUCAGGAAAUCAAGACCAGCAAAAGAAAAGUGACUCUGACGUGCAGUGAUGGAACCUCCCUUGAUCACUCCUACAUCUACGUGGAGAAAUGCAGCUGUGUGGGUGCUGAGUGCAUUACCCAGGAAAACACCCAACAGCAGACACAGCAGAUAAAGACCUCUCAGGAGCAAGGGAAUGUCAAAAAUUAG